Hydatigera taeniaeformis is the source of this 1386-nucleotide messenger RNA. The record is from the annotation of a GenBank genome assembly. Lineage: Eukaryota; Metazoa; Platyhelminthes; Cestoda; Cyclophyllidea; Taeniidae.
AUGUCAUUUGUUACUCCGAAGUCUGAUGGUGAUUUUGCUGGAAAGCUGGUUAUUAAGGCGCAAUUGGGUGAUGAUUUGCGUCGUAUCCUUAUUCAUAAUGAGGAGUUAACUUACGACGAGCUUACUUUGAUGAUGCAGCGUGUAUUCAAACCCAAACUUGAUUCUUUAGAAAGCUUUACCAUAAAAUACAAAGACGAAGAUGAUGAGUACAUCACGAUCGCGGAAGAGUUCGACUUAUCGUACGCCAUUCGUCAAUACAAAACAUUACGUCUUAAGCUCAUCGUUCCGCAAGCAAUGGACUCGUCUUCUAUUGAAGUUGUAUGUAAUGGGAAUGUGGGACAUCAACCCGACAUGGAGGGUUUAUUUGCAGAAGUCAGGCGUCUUCGAGAAGAUAUUAACAAACUUUCGGAGAAAUUCGAUCAACUUGUGACGACUUUUAAACCAGAAUCGAAUGUGAAUUCUUGCAGCGCUACUGGCUCUCCUACUCCCAAGAGGUCUGCAGAAACCGUCUAUGAUAGUGGAGUCAUGCCUGCCUCAUCCAAUGGACCGUCUAAACUUGAUCAUGCUCCAGCACUGCAGGACUCGUCAGCCUCUCCUUAUGAUUCAGUCCUGAGGAAGCCGUUCCUGUCCCAGCCUCCAGAACAGCAGCCUACUCUUUCCGCACCGCUGUUUUCAAAUAUUCCAUCAACACCCGUCUUACAAUAUGAACCACCGCCAGGGUCGGUAAUGAGGACGCCUCUGACAUCCUCAACGGCUGGAGUUGCGCCGAUGCCUCCAAAGCCACUACAGCCUCCGGCUUCAUCCGUGGCUAGUCUUUUGCCGUCAGGCUCCUUUUCACAGGUACAGGCGCAGGCACAACAGCCCGCACUCUUGCCCGCAACUAACAUUUCUUCAUCGCAACUGGCCACUUCGCAGUCUGUUUUCAAUCCACCUGGUCCACGUCCUGCCUUUAUGAGUGGACCGCCAAUGCCACCACAACAUACACAGCAAGGCCAACCUAUAGCACCGUCACCUCUUGUUGCAGCAUCCGCGACUCCGCCUCCGUUCCAGUCACAAUUACCAUCACAAUCAUCCAUGAUACCUCCGCCAUCGGGCGUAAACAGCAUUGUGCCACCCCCGCCACCGAUGCCAAUGGCAGGUAAUCGAUUCCCCACGUCAAUGAUGCCACCACCACCCCAUCCGGGAGUGCCGCCACCACCGCCGUCACAGGGUGUACCACAGCCACCACAAUCAAACAUACCACCGUCACAGCCUGGCGUGCCAACACCACAGCCAGGAAUGCAGCGAAUGCCGUUGCAGCUCGGCGGUCCGCCUUCCGGUCUUUUCGGUGCUGCGAUGCCACCACCACCUGCCUUCGGUGCCUAUGAUCAGCGCCCUACACUCUAA